Saccharomycopsis crataegensis is the source of this 4599-nucleotide messenger RNA. It is a transcript of the gene ARO1, whose product is annotated as pentafunctional protein ARO1p. NCBI's taxonomy places the organism in Eukaryota, Fungi, Ascomycota, Saccharomycetes, Ascoideales, Saccharomycopsidaceae. Gene Ontology annotation, cellular component: cytoplasm. Gene Ontology annotation, molecular function: 3-dehydroquinate dehydratase activity; shikimate 3-dehydrogenase (NADP+) activity; 3-dehydroquinate synthase activity. The transcript has a single exon. The coding region runs from base 1 to 4599 and encodes 1532 amino acids. The record is from RefSeq and is a predicted model, not a curated record. Gene Ontology annotation, biological process: aromatic amino acid biosynthetic process; chorismate biosynthetic process.
AUGACGGUCAACAAGGUCUCUAUUCUCGGAAGAGAAUGUAUCCAUGUUGGUUACGACAUUUCAAACCAUAUUGUUGACACUGUGCUUGCUGAAGAGAAAUCUUCAACCUAUGUCAUUAUCACAGACAAGAAUAUUGAACAAGCGGGUCAUUUGGCUGAAUACACCCAAUUGUUUGAAAAAACCAUCAACAGCAACCAACUCGCCUCUCGUGUUCUCACCUAUGUGGUUCCUCCAGGAGAAAACCACAAAUCUCGUGAAGUCAAGGCGUCUAUUGAAGACUGGCUUCUACUUCAAGGUUGCACCAGAGACACAGUGAUCAUUGCCCUUGGGGGUGGUGUCAUUGGCGACAUGAUUGGUUAUGUUGCCGCCACCUAUAUGCGUGGGGUCCGUGUUAUCCAGAUUCCAACCACCCUAUUAGCCAUGGUUGAUAGCAGUAUUGGUGGUAAAACCGCAGUCGACACCCCAUUAGGUAAGAAUUUUAUUGGCGCCUUCCACCAACCUCGCUACGUGUUUGCCGAUGUUAAAUUCCUAGAAACUCUUCCGGAGCGUCAGCUAAUUAAUGGUAUGGCUGAAGUCAUCAAAACUGCUGCUAUCUGGAACGCUAGUGAGUUCAAACGUUUAGAAGAUCAUUCUGCAAAAUUUUUGAAAUGUAUCGGCGCUAAAGAUUUCGCUCCAAUUAGAGAGCAUUUACUUUUGUGUGUAUUGAAUUCUAUUGCCGUCAAAUGUGAAGUAGUUACUGCUGAUGAAAAGGAAGGCGGCUUGCGUAACCUUUUGAAUUUGGGACAUACCAUCGGGCAUGCUUAUGAAGCUAUUCUUACUCCUCAAGCUCUUCACGGUGAGUGUGUGGCAGUUGGUACUAUUAAAGAAGCAGAACUUUCCAGAUAUCUUGGUAUAUUAUCACCAGUGGCUGUUUCUCGUCUUUACAAGAUUUUCCAAGCUUAUGGAUUGCCAACUUCUAUUCAUGACAAGAAAUUUGCCCAAAUCUGUCAUUACAAGAAAUGCCCACUUGAAACUCUCCUUAAAAAGAUGGCUAUCGAUAAAAAGAAUGAUGGUUCUAAGAAGAAAGUUGUUCUUUUAGAAUCUAUUGGUAAGUGUUACGAACCUCAUGCGUCUUAUGUUAAUGACCAGGAUCUUAGGUUUGUCCUUACCGAUGAAGUACUUGUUCACCCAUAUCCACAAGUAUCCAAUAAGAAAUUCACCAUUACACCACCAGGAUCUAAGUCUAUCUCUAACCGUGCUCUCACUCUCGCCUCAUUGGGUCUUGGGGAAUGUAAAUUGCGUAAUUUACUUCACAGUGACGAUACCGGAGUCAUGUUGAAAGCCAUUACUGACCUUAAAGGUGCCUCUUUUGAAAUUGCUCCUGAUGGAGAAACUCUUGUUGUUCGUGGUAAUGGAGGUAAAUUCGUUAGCACCGAAGAAAAGCAGCUUUAUCUUGGUAACGCUGGUACCGCUUCUCGUUUCUUGGCUUCUGUUGCUACUCUUGCCAAGGGCGGUUCAAGAGUUAUCCUUACUGGUAACGCUCGUAUGCAAGAACGUCCAAUUGGUCCUCUUGUUGAUGCGCUUCGUGCAAACGGCUCAUCUAUCAAAUAUUUGAACAGAGAGGGCUCAUUACCGCUUGAUAUUGCCAGUACUGGUUUCCAAGGUGGAGUUAUUGAACUCAAGGCUACUGUGUCUUCACAAUAUGUCUCCUCCAUUCUUAUGUGUGCACCAUAUGCUGAAAACCCUGUUACUUUGAAACUUGUCGGCGGUAAACCAAUUAGUCAAUUCUACAUUGACAUGACCGUUUCAAUGAUGGCUUCAUUCGGUAUUGAGGUCACCAAGGACCCAAUUGAACCACAUACUUACCAUAUUCCACAAGGUCAUUAUGUCAAUCCUCCAGAGUAUGUUAUUGAAUCGGAUGCUUCAUCUGCCACUUAUCCUUUAGCUCUUGCCGCCCUUACCGGUUGUGAAGUGACUGUGCCAAAUAUUGGAUCCAGUUCUUUGCAAGGCGAUGCGCGUUUUGGUAUUGAUGUGUUGAAAGCUAUGGGCGCUAAUGUUGUACAAACUGCCACUUCCACCACUGUCGUUGGUGGUAAAAUUCCAUCAUUAAAUGCUUUGACAGAGGUUGAUAUGGAACCAAUGACGGAUGCUUUCCUUACUGCUAGUGUUGUUGCCGCAGUAUCCAAGGGUAAGACUAGAAUUAUUGGUAUUGCUAAUCAACAUGUUAAAGAAUGUGACCGUAUUCAAGCAAUGGUUGACGAACUUGCCAAAUUUGGCGUCAAGGCCGAAGGGUUUGAUGAUGGUAUUGAGAUUUAUGGUAUUGAUAGAUCAGAGUUGAAAAUACCGACCUUUGUGAAGACUUAUGAUGAUCACCGUGUGGCUAUGUCUUUCAGUUUACUUGCUGGUUUAGUUAAUGAUGGAAAGGGUGUGAGAAUCUUGGAAAGAUCAUGUACAGGCAAAACAUGGCCUGGCUGGUGGGAUAUUUUACAUAGUUCUUUUGGUGUGGAAUUGAAUGGGUUUGAACCAGAAGCUGUGACAGAAAGUACCACUGUCCAAAAUGACAAAUCUAUAAUUGUCAUCGGAAUGCGCGGUGUUGGCAAAACCUGUCUUAGUGAUUGGGGUGCUGAUACUCUUGGGUACAAACGUAUUGAUCUUGAUCAUUACAUGGAAGAAGUUCUCGGUAUUAAUAUUAGAGAAUUUAUUAAUACUGAAGGAUUUGAUAAAUUCAGAGUUGAAGAAUUUAAGAUUUUCCAAAAAGCUCUAACUGAUUUCCCGACUGGCCAUGUUUUAUCUACCGGUGGUGGAAUUGUUGAAAUUCCUGAGGCUCGUAAGGCUUUGAAAGAAUAUAUUACUGCAGGUGGUAAGGUUAUUCAUUUGCAUCGUGAUAUUUCUGAAACUAUUUCAUUCUUAGAAAAAGAAACCGAUAGACCUAAGUAUCUGGAUGAAAUCAGCGUUGUGUGGGAAAGACGUGCUAAAUGGUAUAAAGAAUGCUCAAAUUACCACUGGUAUUCGAAUCAUUGCGAUGGUGCUGAAGAUUAUGGUAGAUUACGCUCAGCAUUCACCAAUUAUUUACAAGUAAUUUGUGGAAUGAAACAGAUCAAUAUUCCAAGCACUAAAUCUUUCUUUGUGUGUUUGACGCUUGGUGAUUUAAAAAAACACACUAAUCUCAUCAAGCCUGCUAUCAUGGGUUCUGAUGCCGUUGAAUUGAGAGUUGAUUUAUUAGAUAAAUGGGAUAAUGAAUACGUUUGUCAGCAAUUAGCCAUUCUUAAGGAAUACAACAAUAAUAUUCCUAUUGUUUUCACCAUUAGAACUAAAUCACAAGGAGGUAAGUUCCCUGAUGAUAACUACAGCGCUAUCAAGGAUUUGAUUUUCAGUGCCAUUAGACUUGGUGUUGAAUAUAUUGAUUUGGAAUUAUCCUUACCUGCUGAUGUCAAAUUUGAGAUCUUGGCUAAGAAAAAGUUCUUCACUAAGAUUAUCGGUUCUAAUCAUGAUUUUUCAGGUAAUAUUAAAUGGGAUAGUGAUCAAUGGGAAGCGAACUACUCUUUAGCUACCAGCUUGGAUGUUGAUGUGAUUAAAUUUGUUGGCACUGCCACAAGUUUUGGAGAUAAUGUUGCUCUCGAAAAUUUCAGAUUAAAGCAUGCCAGUGGUAAAACACUUAUCUUAAUGAAUAUGAGUGAAUUAGGGAAAUUUUCAAGAGUUUUGAAUACGAUUCUUACUCCUGUUACCUCAUCUUAUUUGCCAUCAUCUUCUGCUCCAGGGCAAUUGACAAUUCAACAAAUCAAUAAGUACUCUUGUGAAUUUGGAUUAUUGCCUGCCAAGAAGUUUUACAUUGCUGGGUCUCCAAUUGGUCAUUCACGCUCACCAGUUUUACAUAACACUGGAUUCAAAUUACUCGGAUUACCGCACCAUUAUGAUUACUUAGAAACCGUAGAUGCCGCUGAGGUUUUUGAAAAGACCAAAUCAAGUGAUUUUGGAGGUUGCUCUGUAACUAUUCCAUUGAAACUCGACAUCAUGAAAUAUCUAACACAUUUAACUGAAAAUGCAAAGGUUAUUGGGUCUGUCAAUACCGUUUACAAGAAUGUUCAAGGUGAAUUGUGUGGGGAUAAUACUGAUUGGAUGGGAAUCUAUGGAUCAUUAACCAGACACAAUGUUGCAGCUAAAGGCUUCACUGGCUUAGUGAUUGGAGCUGGUGGAACUUCAAGAGCUGCUAUUCAUGCUUUGCACAAAUUGGGUGCUUCCAAGAUUUACUUGAUUAACCGUACUAUCGGUAAGUUGAUUGAAAUUGCUGAGAGCUUCCCAGUUGAAUAUAAUGUGGAGAUUGUUAAUGAACCAGUUAAUGUUGAUGUGGCUGUGAGCUGCGUUCCAGGUAACUUGCCACUUGACAAUGAAUUGAAACAACAGUUGAUGACUAUCUUUGAAAAAUCCGCAGGGUCAUUGUUGGUUUUGGAUGCCGCUUAUAAACCUGAAGUCACUCCGUUGAUGGAGUUGGCGAAGAGUGUUGGAGCUAAUGUUAUUGGGGGCAAAGAGAUGCUUGUUUAUCAGGGCAUCGAGCAAUUCCAAAUCUGGACUGGCUUUGUCGCGCCAUUUGAUGAAAUUUAUGAUGCUGUAGUUAACCAUUGA